AUGGGUGCCCUGAUUCUGGAGUGGGAAAACUCAUGGCAGAAGGCCAUGAGGCUCGCUGCAUUAGAGAGGCAAGUGUUCGACUUCCUGGGAUACCAGUGGGCCCCUAUCCUGGCCAACUUCCUCCACAUCAUCAUCGUUAUCCUGGGCCUGUUUGGCACCAUCCAGUACAGACCUCGCUACAUUGUGGUGUAUGCCAUCUGGACUGCAAUUUGGGUCACCUGGAACAUCUUCAUCAUCUGCUUUUACUUAGAAGUGGGAGGUCUCUCAAAGGACAGCGAACUCCUGACGUUCAACAUCUCCCGGCACCAAUCGUGGUGGAGUGAAAAUGGCCCUGGCUGUGUAAGGAAGGAGGCUUCAAUGUCUGGCAUCAAGGGGCUGGAUAACCAUUCCUACAUCUCUGUCAUAGGCUGUGCCCUGGAGUACAGGUACAUCGAGGUCAUGCACAGCUCCUUCCAGAUCCUGAUUGCGCUGGUGGGCUUUGUCUACGCCUGUUACGUUGUUAGUGUUUUUACAGAAGAAGAAGACAGCUUUGAUUUCAUUGGUGGAUUUGAUCCAUUUCCUCUCUACCAUGUCAAUGAAAAACCCACCAACCUUUUGUUCAAGCAGACAUACCUACUUUUCCCCAAACAAACAGUUUGCUGAAUAUCAACAUGAAUUUGCAAACUCUUUUCAUCAACCUGAAGCUGCAUGUGUAAGAGGCCUGCGUAAGUGAAGAGGAGCCAGAGGACAGAUAAACCUUGCACUCCACCACCAAAGGUGCUGCAGGAAACAGCCCCCUGUGGCCUGGAUCUUUGGCAGAGGAAAUGCAGGAUGGUGAACUCCAUUCCAUGUUUUUGUUCCUUGUCUUCUUUCCAAACGCAGUGAAUGUACAGCAAAGAAUGGCCACACAGUUGGUUUGUAAUUCUCCAAGUGCCCUGACGAACCUUUCCUACCAUAGUCUGCUGGUACUAGCCAAGAAAUGACACAGGCCUAGAGACCUCUGGCAGAACAAGUUCACCAAGAGCCUCUCUCAAGAGAUGCACUUGAAGUCGAAGCUGCUUCCUUGUGGCCUUGGAUCCAUAAAGAAGGAAGCACCGCCCUGGGACAUUUCAUAUGUUCUGUAGUUAGUGUCUUCUCCUUUCCCUUGUUCUGAAAAGAGCCUAAAUCCCCUAACACAACUUCAUCUCCUCCCUGCCUGUAUAGGACUUGGUGGGGGCUCUUUACAUUUGAGUUACUUAGGCUUUUUUGGGUUUUAAAUUAUAGUUGAGAAUUCUUCCCUUCUUCCUCCCUGCCCAUCCAGGACUCCCUUCCUCAUCCUCUGUAGACUUGGCAAUAAGCAUUUGUCCUGGAUUUCAGUGUCAUGUGAUCUAACUCCUAUAAUGCUGAACAGCUAAAAACUACUACAAGCACCAAAUCUUUACUCAGCACUGAGCUUUGCCCCAUUUCAACAUGCCAGGCCAUUCUCAGAGCAGCUGCAGCUUGCUCUGGGUUUGCCCAGCUACAUUAAAUUAACACUGGUGUAGCCACAUACACAGCUGAAUCCCCCUGCAGGACACUGAAAAAGGCCUAGUUCUUCAUGGAUCACAGGUGGGUUUGUCCCUGCCUUCUCCAUCGAGCAGCCACACUUAUUCCAGGCACAAGCCUGGCAACAUUCCCAUGGAAGAUGUGUUUGUUGUUUUUUUUUUUGUGACAGGUUUUUUGAGGGGAGGGAAAGGGCUGAAGGGGGAAUGUAAGUGUAAUUAAGUUGCAUUAAUGAGCUGCAGCAAUUAAUAAAAAAAAAAACAACAACAAAACCAAUGUCAGUGAUGUCAGCUGUGUCUCCCAGCACACUGAGUAUCCAGAAGAGAAAGAGCACUUGGCCAGCCAGCUGUGGGAUUCUAUGUUGUGGCUGGUACCUUCCAAGUGCUGUUGUAAUUUGUUAUUGUUUUACCUAAUCUGUUUGGGAUUACUUGGCAGUUUUUGAAAAAUGUUUUUCAGAAGAGUCAAACCGGAAACCAUGCUAGGGAGAAGUGUGAAGGAAGAAUGAAAACAAAUAAAAACAUUAAGUGCUAAAU
Messenger RNA from Manacus vitellinus (golden-collared manakin), 2033 nucleotides. RefSeq names its product sodium/potassium transporting ATPase interacting 4 (gene NKAIN4). Lineage: Eukaryota; Metazoa; Chordata; Aves; Passeriformes; Pipridae. The transcript is spliced from 8 exons. Bases 1 to 642 code for a protein of 213 amino acids. Gene Ontology annotation, biological process: regulation of sodium ion transport. The record is from RefSeq and is a predicted model, not a curated record.